AAUGGAGAGAUGGAGACGGAACUGCGCUGCAGCUCAUUCACUUCGAGUAGAAGUACUAAAAAUUUCCCCAGGCUUUUUGUAAAUUCACAAACACCAGCUUUUUGAAUCUCCUCUCCUUGUAUAUACCAAUAGACAAGAUGGCCUCAAAGACCUUCGCCAGAACCCUGCGCACUGUCUCCAAGCAGAAGAUCACCGCUCCUUCGGUGCAAAAGCGCACAAUUGUGUCUGCUCUUGCGACCAGACCAGUCCUCGCAGCAACUCAGCGACCUGCGUUCGCAGCUCCAGCUCAGCAACAAACGAGAGGUAUCAAGACCAUCGACUUUGCCGGCACAAAAGAGACUGUCUACGAAAGAGAGGACUGGCCUCGCGAGAAGCUCCUUGACUACUUCAAGAACGAUACACUUGCCCUCAUCGGCUAUGGCUCCCAAGGUCACGGUCAGGGUCUCAACCUCCGAGACAACGGCUUGAACGUGAUUAUUGGUGUCCGAAAGAACGGUGCUUCAUGGAAAGAAGCAGAGCAAGAUGGCUGGAUCCCCGGCAAGAACUUGUUCGAGGUUGACGACGCCAUCUCUCGAGGUACCAUCAUCAUGAACUUGCUCAGUGAUGCUGCCCAAAGCGAGACCUGGCCUGCCAUCAAGCCUCAAUUGACCAAGGGAAAGACUCUGUACUUCUCCCACGGUUUCUCCCCUGUCUUCAAGGACCUCACCAAGGUUGAUGUCCCCACGGACAUUGACGUUAUCCUCGUCGCACCCAAAGGUUCCGGCCGAACUGUCCGAUCCCUCUUCCGAGAAGGCCGUGGUAUCAACUCUUCCAUCGCCGUCUUCCAAGACGUCACUGGUGAGGCUAAAGAGAAGGCCAUUGCGCUUGGUGUCGCCGUCGGCAGUGGCUACCUGUACGAGACUACAUUCGAGAAGGAGGUGUACUCGGAUCUCUACGGUGAGCGAGGAUGCUUGAUGGGUGGUAUUCACGGCAUGUUCCUCGCCCAAUACGAGGUUCUCCGUGAGCGCGGCCAUUCGCCGUCCGAGGCCUUCAACGAGACCGUUGAGGAGGCCACCCAGUCUCUCUACCCAUUGAUUGGAGCCAACGGUAUGGACUGGAUGUACGCUGCUUGCUCUACCACUGCUCGUCGGGGUGCCAUCGACUGGUCCGUGAGAUUCAAGGAUACUCUCAAGCCCGUCUUCAACGACCUGUACGACAGCGUCAAGACUGGCAAGGAGACCCAGCGCAGCUUGGACGUCAACGGACGACCUGACUACAGAGAGAUCUACGAGAAGGAGAUGCAAGAGAUCCGCGACUUGGAGAUCUGGCGUGCCGGCAAGGCUGUUCGCUCUCUGCGACCCGAGAACCAGUAAAUUGCUGGGCGACUGUGCAUUGUGAUCUAGUCUGACGGGGCGUCCUGAAAAGUUGAACCUGUACCAAAUGGUGGGCUGUCUUUGGUUUGAUCGGAAACGGACUCUUUCUUCAUACCAGCAUUGAAUAUGAAUGAUUCCAUUUCGCGCACAACUUUGUUCCCACUCUGAAUAUUUUUGACCCAUGCGACCAAUUGCCGACUUCGGAGAUCUACGGCAAACCGCCGACCCAACUUAGUCAGUGUCUUUGAAGUACAUCUCUAUGCU
This is a messenger RNA of Exophiala viscosa, 1616 nucleotides long. Its product is annotated as mitochondrial ketol-acid reductoisomerase. Lineage: Eukaryota; Fungi; Ascomycota; Eurotiomycetes; Chaetothyriales; Herpotrichiellaceae. Gene Ontology annotation, molecular function: ketol-acid reductoisomerase activity. The transcript has 5 exons. Gene Ontology annotation, cellular component: mitochondrion. Bases 138 to 1352 code for a protein of 404 amino acids. Gene Ontology annotation, biological process: L-valine biosynthetic process. The record is from RefSeq and is a predicted model, not a curated record.